Salvia miltiorrhiza (redroot sage) is the source of this 3224-nucleotide messenger RNA. RefSeq lists its product as uncharacterized. The transcript has 16 exons. Bases 997 to 2862 code for a protein of 621 amino acids. The record is from RefSeq and is a predicted model, not a curated record. NCBI's taxonomy places the organism in Eukaryota, Viridiplantae, Streptophyta, Magnoliopsida, Lamiales, Lamiaceae.
UUAAUUCUCAAAAAAUGCUUUGUUUAAUUAAGUGAAUUGCCAGCAUAUUCUGGAACCAAAAAUUUCGUGAAAUGAAAAUAAGAACUUUACACUGAAAAUUCAUCUCUCUCACGCAACUUCUCUCCUCUCUGAAGUCUCAACGUCUUCUUCUUCUCAGUUUUUCUUCCUUUUGCUACGCCGCUGCCUCACUUCCUCGGCGAAAUCGCCGCCGGCCAUCACCACCAACGUCCUUCUAUCUCCCUCAUAAACCUAUUAUUCAUCUCCCAAAGUUGAACCCAAAAGAAAAUCCAGAAAAUCUCCCUUCCCUUCUCGAUUUACCACCGACCGACGGCCGGCGAAGGCCGCCACUCAGCGUCACCAGAUGCCAUUCCCGCUCCGACGAGCUCGAGCAGCGGUGCUUCUCUGAUUUUUCUCCUGAUUUUCUUUGAUUUCAUUUUCCUGAUUUUCUCUCUCUACAAUCUUUGGCGGCGCGUGAAGUGAGGAAGCGAGGGAAGAAGGAAUCAAGGGAGAUUCUAAGGCAGACGGGGGAGGUGGCGCCUGUGGCGGAGGUGGCGCACCUGAUGGGGUUUGCAGCGGAGUAUGGAGAAGGUUCCUAUGGUGGGUAGAAUCAGGAGAGAGAGAGAGAGAAAGGAGAAGGGGAGUAUUAAAUUAAUGUUAAAGUAAAAGGAAAGUUAAAUUAGUUUUGGGCCGGUGGUAUAGAGUUUCACAAAAACCGGUCUAAUUCGCCAAACUAAUUGAACCGCUUAAAGUGGAAGGGAAACACGUGUCUAUUAAAUCAUAAGGGUGAAGCUCGUUGAGUUGUGCGCCUAAAUAUGGGGGACGAGAUUAUUAAAACCAGCUUUCCUUCCAGCCCAAUUGCAUAUUCUCCAUUCCCGAUAUACCCCUAAAAAAGUCCCAAAAUAACCCUGACUGAUUCUCGACGGCAAACGUUUCGAAUAUAAAGAGUCUCACACUCUGAUAACUCGGAGGAUUUCAGUCGCUGUCCACAGUGAGAAAAUGAGGUUCACUGUGUUGGGGCGAAUUGCUGUUCAAAUUAUGAAAAGUUACUUUCACGAUCGGGAUUGGAAUGGUGAUAUGUUCAAGUUGGGAGAUGUAAAUGAAUUUCACAUGAGAGAGUUCUACGUUAUACUGUUAUCGGCUUCGAUAUUUUCUGGUAUUGGAUUGUUCGCAAAUCCUACUGGGAAGGUCGAAAGCCUUUUCACUGCAUGUGGUGCUGUUUUGAGUUUUAUUAUCGCCCACUGCACAAAGGCAGCGACAAAGAUAGAGAGGCUUUUAUUUUUUAUGUUGGCUGUAUUACUUGGCUGGGCUACUGCUACUCCUUGGUUAAGCCAGUUGCUUGACGUCGACAUGGGUUUUGUAGCCGCCAUAAUCUUGGCUCAUUGCGUUGGGUUUUUGGCAUUUUACACUUCAUCUUCGACUAUGUAUUACCAUUUCCAAUUUCUCUACAUUGAAGCUCUGGCUAACUGCACUUAUACGAUUUUCAUAACCUUGUCUGUUACCACGGCUUUCUUUGGCGGCAACUCUGAUCAUCUCCAGGCGUUUCGCUAUCUUAUGUGGUGUAUGGUGUACGUGGUGGCGUAUAGCCAGGAGGUGGUGGUGAGAUCUCGUAGGGAAGUGGGGGAUUAUUUGAUGGAUGCCAUUUGGCUAUAUCCUUCUCUUCCUGCGUUUGUUGUUCAACUGAUGAAGGAGCUUUGGAGAAUAUUGAGGUGGUUGGUUGUAAUUCUGUAUAAAGCUCUGGAGAAAAUGAGUUUCACUGUGUUGGGUCGGAUUGCAGUUCAACAACUCAAAAGUUAUUUUCGUGAUUGGAAUUGGAACUGUAAGAUGUUCAGUAUAUAUGCGGAACGUCACCUGAAAGUGGUCUACUUUACAAUGUUUUGUGUUUCAAUGAGUUCUGCUGUCGGAUCUUUAUCAUAUCCUACUGGGAACUUUGGAUGCCUUUUCACUGCAUGUGGUGCUGUUCUGAGUUUUAUUAUCUUCUACCGCACUGUCCAAUGGAGAAAGGAGCUUUGGAGAAUAUUGAGGAGGUUGGUAGUAAUUCUGUAUAAAGCUCUGGAGAAAAUGAGUCUCACGGUGUUUGGUCAGAUUGCAUUUCAACUCAAAAGUUAUUUUCGUGAUCGGAAUUGGAACUGUAAGAUGUUCAGCGUAUAUACGGAAAGUCACCUGAAAGAGGUCUACUUUACAAUGUUUUGUGUUUCAAUGAGUUCUGCUGUUGGAUCUUUAUCAUAUCCUACUGGGAACUUUGGAUGCCUUUUCACUGCAUGUGGUGCUGUUCUGAGUUUUAUUAUCUUCUACCGCACUGUCCCAUGGAGAAAGAAUAAGAGGUUUUUGUUUUUGAUGUUGAGUUCAUUACUUGGCUGGGCUACUGCUACUCCUUGGUUAAGCUGGUUGCUUGACGUCGACACCGGUUUUGUAGCCGCCCUAAUCUUGGCUCACUGCAUUGGAUUUGCUUCAUUUUAUAUUUCAACUCACUCGAGGUGGUACUAUUACCAAUUCAUCCCCUUGGAUGCUCUGGUUCGCUGCUCUUAUAGGAUUUUCAUAACCUUGUAUGUUACAAGGGCUACCUUUGGGGGCAACUCUGAUCAUCUCCAGGCGUUUCGUUAUCUUAUGUGGUGUAUGGUGUACGUGGCGGCGUAUAGCCUGGAUGUGGCGAUCAAACUUAAUAGGGGAGAUUUCAAUUAUAUGAUGCAUGCCAUUUGGCUGUAUCCUUCCUUACCUGCAUUUGUUGUUCAACUGAUCAGGGAGCUCUGGAGAAUAUUGAGGAGGGAUGUCAAUCGGGUCAAUCCAUCGGUAACCCAUCGGGUUUCGGGCUUGCCCUAUCGAUUUACGGGUUAUUUAGGGCUGAACUCAGCCGAGCAGGGCUGAACUUGGCCGGGCAGAGCUGAAAUUGGCCGGGCUGAUUGAGCUCUGUCGAUAACUUCAAAGAACCAGCUAUGCGGAAGAUUUGAGUACGGGAAUUAAUAUAAAGAUAGAAGUGUGGAUAUCCCAAAACCCCUGAAUCUAACCUACGAAGUUAUCUAGAGAACGGAUCCCUAAACCCCAACGAUGUGAUUGAUGCAGCAACUCGGGGAUGCUGAAUGACACACGACGAGGGAUGGUGAACUCGUCGUUACGUUGAUAAAUUUGAAUUUGCUUGGGCAAAAUUCAGGAAGAACUCGAAGUCCUUGAGAAAGAAUAAACUCACAAAUUUGAUUGAUAAAAGAUAGGUUAAAAGAUCUGUUUAUGUU